AUGCAGAUGAAAUUGAAUAAACGACGCAGCUCUGUAAAUAUCGAAGUAAUUGAUAUAGAUGAUUUAGUUUUGACGAGAAAAGGCGGAGGAAGUAUAAUUGAUCAACGACCAGUUUUUUCACACGAUGGAGAAACAUUGUACAUAGUAUGGAAACAUAUUAUAAGAGCAUACAGUACACAAACUGGAGACUUCGUUAAAGAGUUGGAACCUGCAAGUAACAGAAUUGCAGGAUUAAUUGUACAUCCAGAAAAUCCAAAUCUGAUCAUUGCUUGCACAGAAAAUGGAGAAUUAAAUUUUUGGAGUUGUCAGAGUGGCAUUAUCACAAAGAAAUUAAAAUUAAAAUUUCAAGAAGAGCCAAAAAUAAAAACAUUUCAUAUUGUAAAUUACAAAACUCACAAAGGAAAUGAGUUUCGUCAAGUGCUUGUAACAUAUAUUUCCAAAUGCAAUGCAAAAAUUUAUAUAGUAUUAUUUGAUUUAGAUAAUGGGAUUUGUACAAAGUCGACAUGUAUACAAACAAAUUCUCUUGAAUAUUAUGUUGAUAUAAUCGGUAAUCAUGGUGACAAUUUAGUAGCACUUCUUCAUGAUGUAGAUUUGCAUAUAUUGAAUCCAUCAAGAAAUCUUAUUGAUAAAUUACAUAAAACAGGUAAAACAGGCAGAGUUCCAACAUGUAUUGCUGGACAUCCAGAAGAAGAGUGUGUAGCCACUGGAGAUUCAACUGGUCGUGUAGUAGUAUGGAAGAGUUUGUUUCAGACAAGACCUUAUACAGCAGUUUAUCAUUGGCAUACAUUGCCAGUUACAGAAAUAGUAUUCAGUAAAUCAGGAGGUCAUAUGUAUACUGGAGGUGGAGAAUGUGUGUUAGUGAAAUGGGUUUUAGCGAAUCCACAUCUUAAAUCCUUUCUUCCCCGAUUACCUGCACCCAUUAAACAUCUUACUAUUGCUCCAGAUAAUUUAUACGUAGCUGUGUCUACUUUAGACAAUGGUAUUGUAGUUGUAAAUCCACAAAGAAAAUUAACAUCGGUCAUACAAAAUUUUACAUGGGGUGUAGCCUUAUCUUCUAAAGAUUUAUUCCCUGCUGGCCUCGUUGUUGAUCCACGUACGAAUUGUUUAGUUUUAAACAGUCGCACCGGACAUGUUCAGUUUUAUAAUACCCAUACGAAAAGUUUGUUAUAUAAUAUAAACAUUACAGCACAAAAUUUUUUAACUCAAGAGCGUAGUGUAAUUAUUGUAAACACAGAAGUUACGAAGAUAGCAUUAAAUCAUGACGGUUCGUGGAUGGCAACUGUUGAAGAAAGAAACGAUAAAGUCUCGUGUAUAGAAGUGAGACUUAAAUUUUGGAUGUAUGACACUAAACAGCAACAAUAUGCAUUAAACACAUCAAUCGAGCUACCUCAUGAAGGCGGUGUAAAUGCUUUGCAUUUCCAACCAUGUUUGUUGUUUGAUGAUGGAACAUUGGCGAUUACAACCGGCAGAGAUAAAAAAUUCAAAUUGUGGCAUCUUGUAGAAUCUUUACCCACAAGUAGAAAAAACAAAUAUUGGCAGUGUCAUAGCAUAGGAAAUUAUAGAAAUCUACCUGCAACAGAUGCUGGUUUCUCAAUUGAUGGUUCAUUAGUCGGUAUUGGUUUUGAUUCUAGUCUAACAAUGUGGACUCCUGAUACUUGUACAUUUAAAUGUAGCCUUACGCAUAAUCAAUAUCAAUAUCCAAUAAUACGAAUUGAAUUUGGAAAACAAGAUGCCUGCCACCUUGUGAUAGUAGCUUCAGCACAGCACAUUGCAGUGUGGAAUAUUUUAUCGCUUACAUUAAUAUGGAGUGUACCCUUAAAUUAUUUGUAUUCACGCCCCAUAAAUCGAAACCCGUCUAUACGAGAAAAAGUGUUAUCGAAAAUGACAGUUUUAUUUUGGGUGCUGCGUUUGUACCACAUUUAAAAAUAAAACAAGAUUCAUCGUACGGACUGUGGCAACGAAGAUCACAGCUUUUCUUUUUAGAUUCUAAUCAAGAAUUACUAACGUUAGAACCAGAAUCCGAAGUGAUGAUUUCUCUGGAAAUUUUACCGAAUACAACAAUUCCUGCGACUGCCUUUAGUAAUUUAGUAGCGAGCAAGACUAUCACAGACAGGGAAGUACCCAGUCCAUAUAUGCACGAACAAUUGGGAAUAGCAGGAAAAGGAAUGGUAGAAGAG
Heterotrigona itama is the source of this 2177-nucleotide messenger RNA. The record is from the annotation of a GenBank genome assembly. Lineage: Eukaryota; Metazoa; Arthropoda; Insecta; Hymenoptera; Apidae.